Molecule: messenger RNA, 2278 nt
Organism: Quercus lobata
Lineage: Eukaryota; Viridiplantae; Streptophyta; Magnoliopsida; Fagales; Fagaceae
Exons: 7
Coding region: 264-2126 (620 amino acids)
Source: RefSeq, a predicted model, not a curated record
GAUUUAUCUCCCAAUCUCCUUUCAUUCUCUCACGCUCACGCUUUUGCACAAACAGAAAGAAACCCAGAAACCGAUCUCCAAUUCAGCCUAGACUACGAUUGCAUGAAUGGGCAGUAAGUUUUAAAAAAGGGUCAUAAUCGAUGGCCAAGUAUAUGAAUAUAUAGCAAAGCGUGAAAUGACCGAUGAAGAAAUCAAACGCUAUUAUGAUCAGUUUAAUAAGAGUGGGGUAAGUUUUUUUUUUUCAUUUUCGUAUCUGAAACACAAUGAAGCGACAAAUUUCCAAAACUACUCAUAAAGAUCCAUCACCGAUCAUCGGAGCAACUUUACCACAACAAUCACGUCGUCUCCGUGUAGUUCGGAGCUCCGAUUUCCGCAUUCCAAAUCCAACUUCCCAAUCAACCAAAGAUAUCAGCUGCAGGAAAAGAGUAAAGCUUACAAAUCUUGAUGUUAAUAUUCCCUUAAGUUGCAGAAGAAAUGCCUCUCCCACAGCUUUAGAAGGAAGACAGAGUCCGAGAUCCGAUGACCCCAAAACUUCCGAAUUUGCAUUUUUUAAGAAAUUGAAGGAAAAUACAGGCCGCAAAUACGAAUCCCAUACAUUGCAUAAAGAAGAAAACCAGUCAAAGAAGUUCAGAAUUAGUGACUGUGCUGGAGGAAACCCAAACAGUGUCAAAUUUAGCUGUAAGGACUUCAGUUCCUCAUUACUUGCUGAAAAUGUCACACCUAGUAACUUUAGCUCACACCUGUCACCUCUUGGUGGGGCAUCAAAGAAAUCAGGGGGCCAGCACGGGCAUGGAGAAAUCUUUUCUAAAAAGAGACAUAAAUUACGCAAAUGGGUUGUAGAGACAUCAUAUCCUCAUAUUGAAGAACUCUGUUCAAAGGGGUAUGAUUUUGUUUCUUUGCUUCUCAGUCGCCUCUUCCCCGAGGGCAACAAAAACAGUGGUUUUAAGAAAUCAAAAUCAAGGCAAGUUGAUAUUGAUACCAAAUCUCAAUUUCUCACUUCUUUGGAAUUGCAUAGUCAGCUCAAAAAAUUAAGUCAUAUGCCUGCAAGGAAUUAUAUGGAACUUGACCAUGUUUCACACUUGGAUGAUGGUUCUUCAUCUUGUUGGUUGAAUAGAUCACCAGAGGGGGUUCUCUCAAAUUUUUACACUCCCCCAAACAAUGCCAGUAUAGCAUGUCUCGAGUAUGAAAUGAGAGAAACCGAUUAUGAAGUUGGAGGAAGAAGUCCAGUUCUAUGCACUCAGUGUGAUUCCACUUAUGGCUUUCAAUCUAAAAGAUAUGGAUCUCUUGCAUAUAAUCAUCUCAAAGAACUGGAUGACUUGCAUUAUCCAAAAAAAUGUUUGAUUAAAAGUGGGUCAAAUCCUCUUCUUCUGGGUUGGGACUUUGGCAGGAAUACAGAGGAAAGAAACUCGUCUAAUACUUGUCAAAAUACAGAGCUGAAUCUGUAUUCACCUUCAUCAAGUUCCUUGGGUGAUUAUCAUCAGCACAUUCUGGAUGAAAGGAUAGGUGCAAAAGAGUUAAGUGAAUCAUCCUUCCUGUCAACAAAUUCUCCAAAUGUUAUUUCAUUCCCAUGGUCCCAUUCAGCCAACUAUAAUGAACUUGAUUUUGGAAAACAAGUUGAAGACAAGGAAGAUAUAAAUGCUGACUUUAACCAUUUUCCUCUAGCUCUAACACUUGCACCAGACUAUCUUACUCUGGCUGAAGAUCACAAGAAUGACACUAAAUGCAAAGAUAGCAGCAUCUUCUUUUCUCCUCAUAAUCUUGAUAUAAUGAGCAAGGUUUUUGGUGAGAGAUAUCAUCAUCCUGGUUUUGAAGGUGUCCUCCUCUCCUCUGGACUUGAUUUAGAUUUAGAAUGGGAUUGCCCAUCAUUAAGUGGUUCCUCAAGGAAGCAUCAUCCACCUGUCAAUUGUGCUUUUAAGUCUCCCAGAAAUGAAGGAACAUAUUCAUGCUUUUUACUCAAAGACAAGAGUGAAAGUUUCCUAGAUGGUUCAAGUCAUAGAGGAACCCUGAGUCAUGUCAGUGAUAUUGUUAAUAUCCAAGACUUGUCAUCAUUUUAUUUCCAAAUGUCGCUAGAAAAAGACAGGCCAUGCCCUUUGCUGCUCAAUAAAUCAAGCUGGGAUGGAACUUGAGGACAAAUUUAUUAUGAUGAUAGUAAAGAUGCUUCCAAGCAUUUUGGACAUGCUCUUCAUGCUUUCAUUAUGCCUAGUUGUAGCUGCACAUUAUUGUUAAUGUAGCUACUUUGUUUACUGGAAUUUUCCAAUGUUUUAAAGAUUUCAAGUAU